Molecule: messenger RNA, 761 nt
Organism: Thecamonas trahens ATCC 50062
Lineage: Eukaryota; Apusomonadida; Apusomonadidae
Exons: 2
Coding region: 18-704 (228 amino acids)
Cellular component (GO): plasma membrane
Source: RefSeq, a predicted model, not a curated record
UCGACCAAUUACACGGCAUGGCUGGGCGAUCGAAGCACGGAUGCGCCACGUUCUUGAUGGGCCUGAGCCUCCUCUGCGGCCUCAUUGCGCUCCUUACCACCUACUGGGUCACCGUUGACUUUUCUUCGGGCUCGAACAAGUUUUACGGCCGCGCAGGCCUUGCCUACAAGUGCUUCCGCCAGGAGGACGAUGCGGGCGUCUCGGCUCGCCAGUGCAACGCGCUGCUGAAGAACUCGCAGACCGACAAGCGCAAGUUCCGCGCAGGCGAGGUGACAUACUACACGCUGGUGGCAUCGCUCGGUGUGGGCGUGCUUGCGCUGGCGCAUCUGGCGUUUGUGGAAGCCGGCCCGCUGCCGCCCAAGUCGAUGGCUGGCGCCGGAUUCUCGCUGGUUCUCCUCCACGCCAUUGGCAUGCUCCUGGGCUGGAUUCUCUACGCCGCGCUCCUCUUUGAUACGGCCGAGUACGAGAAGUCGCCAUCGCCGUACAGCGGUGGCAACACCAAGAAGAUGGCGCCGUCGUGGUCGUUCUACCUCUGCGUGGCGAGUUCGUUCCUUGCCCUUCUCGCCACAGUCCUCGUCUUCCUCUUCAUCGGCUCGUUUGGCGCCGGCGAGACCAUCGCCCCGUCGCCCAAGUCGGAUGCCGAAGCCGGCUCGUCCAACGAUGAUGACUCGGAGCCCGGCGAGGAGUCGUCGGAUCUCGAGUAAGCACCAAACGAGGACCAAUGCUGAUUGAGCCUAACAUAACAGUCGCGCCCCGGUUGC